AUGGCCACCGCCAAUGCUCCAUUCGCCUCCGCUCCCGCAGAAGAAGACUACAUUGACAUGGAACUCACCUCUUCCCCUUCUUCCAAAUCAUUUUGCUAUUCCAUUGGAUCACCCCCGCCACCGCCACCGCCACCGCAGGCGGCCAGAGAUUUCGAGUUCCAAUUUCAAAUGACAUCAUUUUCCGGCGAAACAGAGGCGACAACUUCGCCAGCCGACGAUCUGUUCUACAAAGGAAAAUUACUCCCUCUCCACCUCCCCCCCCGUUUACAAAUGGUUCAAAAGCUUCUUCAUAGCCCCAACUCCCAGAACCCAUCAAGAAAAGCGGAAUCUUUCUCAGAAAAUUUCGAGAUUCCUUUCAUCUCCAUUAAAGCUCCACCUCCCGAGUCGUGCAAUGUGUCACCCAGUGAGUCGUGCAGACCGAGUUGCGAGUUGAACCCGGAUGAGUUUUUGUUGGGGUUUAGAGGGGAAAUUAUAAAGGAUUUUGUUAACCCAACAACAGCAACAACAAAAUCAUGGUCAAAGAAAGUGAAGCAAUUGAAACAAUCUUCACAAGCUUAUUUCAAAUCAUUAUUUGGGAAAUCUGUUUGUUCUUCUAACAACAGAUCCUCUGUUUUCAAUGAAGAAACGGAGAACAUUUUUGAAAACAGGAGAAAUUCAGGAAAGUUCAUUAAAGUUUCCAAAAAAACCCCUUUUGGUAGAAUUGAUUAUAACAAAUGGCAGAUUCCGAAUCAAACUUUAGAGAAGGAAAAAGCUGAAGAAUUCUAUGGUGGGAUUUUGAAUAUUAACAAUCAUAGAAGGUCAUUUUCUGGGUCAUUUAAGAGAAGCAUAAGUUCAAAUUCAGAGAUAGAGAACUCCAUUGAAGGGGCAAUUGCUCACUGUAAACAAUCUCAAAAGAUGAUUGUUAAUUCAAGAAAAAAUGAAUCUGAAUCUCAACUACAAACUUGCUCUCUCUCUGUUUCUAAGGUUUUGCCUUGUGGGGAUCAGAAAACUUCCCAACUUUGCAGGAUUUGA
Messenger RNA from Cucumis sativus (cucumber), 1011 nucleotides. Its product is annotated as probable membrane-associated kinase regulator 4. Lineage: Eukaryota; Viridiplantae; Streptophyta; Magnoliopsida; Cucurbitales; Cucurbitaceae. Gene Ontology annotation, molecular function: kinase inhibitor activity. Gene Ontology annotation, cellular component: plasma membrane. The transcript is spliced from 2 exons. Bases 1 to 1011 code for a protein of 336 amino acids. The record is from RefSeq and is a predicted model, not a curated record.